AUGGCCCGCCCGACAGGAGGGCGCUCGGCAGCCGCGCCGCCCGCCGAGGCGCCGCCGACGGCCGCCUUCGAAAAGGCCGUCGACGUCCCUGUCCUCGGCGUCUUCCUUCUCGGCACCCUUCUGAAGUUGCUCUUGAUGCCAUCGUACAAGAGCACUGACUUUGAAGUGCACCGCAACUGGCUCGCGAUCACAGCGUCCUUGCCGCGUACCGAGUGGUACUUUGAUGCUGGCAGCGAGUGGACGCUGGACUACCCGCCGUUCUUUGCGUGGUUUGAGCGCUUUCUCGGGCUCUUUGCCGCAUAUGUAGACCCGGCCAUGCUCGCGCUCACGCCGCUCAACUACGCCAGCGCUGGCACGAUCGUGUUUCAGCGCCUCUCGGUCAUCGCCUCGGAUGCUGUCUUGUACUUUGGCAUUAUCAAAUACUGCAACUCAUGGCCGCGCGUGACGACGACCGAGGUCGCGUUCAACACCAACAAGCGCGUCGUCGUGCUCCUCCUCACGUUCCUCGACGCCGGCCUCCUCAUGGUCGACCACGUCCACUUCCAGUACAAUGGCAUGCUCCUCGGCCUCCUCAUUCUGAGCGUCGCCUACAUCCGCGAGGGCCAAGACGUCAAAGGCGCGUUCGUCUACGCGAUCCUGCUCAUGCUCAAGCACAUUUAUCUCUACGUCGCACUGCUCUAUUUUGUGUACCUUUUGGGGCACUACUGCUACACGGUGCCGCGGUCGGCGCAGCUCCGGAAGCGGUCGCUCUCCAACACGGACGUCCACGAGACGCUUGAGGCGCUCGUGAACGGCCACGGUCGCUUCCGUUUCCGUCGGUUCCUCACGCUUGGCGCCGUCGUCGUCGUUGUCUUUGGCGUCGCCUUGGCCUCCGUCAUUGUCGGCGACCCAAGCUCCCGUGGCGUGCUUGUGCAUCUGCAGCAGAUUGCGUCGCGGCUCUUCCCGGUCCAGCGAGGGCUUUGCCAUGCGUACUGGGCACCGAACGUGUGGGCGCUCUACGCGUUGGCCGACAAGGUGCUCGCAACGCUCUUGCGCGUGCCGUCGCCGGUCGGCACCAUGAGCGGCGGUCUCGUCCAAGAAGCGAGCUUUGUCGUUUUGCCGUCGGUCGCGCCAGUCGUGUGCCUCCUCCUGACGCUGCUUACGAUGGCGCCCGUGCUCCGCGACGUCGCCAAGUACCCGGACCCGUCGCUCUUCAUGCCAGCGCUUGUCUACUGCAUGCUCUGCUCGUUCCUCUUUGGGUACCACGUCCACGAGAAGGCGAUUCUCCAAGUCACCUUGCCGCUCGGCCUCUUGGCGGCCGAGAGCACGCGGGACGCCAAGCUCUACCGCAUCGCGACGCUCGUCGGCAACAUUUCGCUCUUCCCGCUUCUCUUUACGCCGGCCGAGAUAGGCACGCGCGCGCUCCUCACGGCGACGCACGCCCUCUUUGCCAACGUCUGCCUCGAUCCGUUCCACGCCUACUCGCUCAAGGCGCGGCGCAUCAAGUACGCGGGCAUCGGCCUCACGCGCCUCCAGCAAGCCUACGUGACGCUGCUCGUUGGCGUAGCGGGCGCGGCGAUGCUGCUACCGAUUGUGUUGCCAAGAUACCCGUUCUUGCCGCUGCUGCUGCUGUCCGUGACGUGCGCGCUCGGCGUGCUUUACGUGUGGAUCUUUGCGUUUCUGCAGCACCGCCGCAAGCUCGACUCGCUGAAAACGUACUUGAGCGGCGACAAGCCGACCCCCGCCGAGGCGCCCGCGGGCCGGUUUGAGCUGUUUUAA
This is a messenger RNA of Saprolegnia parasitica CBS 223.65, 1758 nucleotides long. RefSeq lists its product as hypothetical. Gene Ontology annotation, biological process: protein N-linked glycosylation. Gene Ontology annotation, molecular function: dolichyl pyrophosphate Glc1Man9GlcNAc2 alpha-1,3-glucosyltransferase activity. The record is from RefSeq and is a predicted model, not a curated record. Lineage: Eukaryota; Oomycota; Saprolegniomycetes; Saprolegniales; Saprolegniaceae. The transcript has a single exon. Bases 1 to 1758 code for a protein of 585 amino acids. Gene Ontology annotation, cellular component: endoplasmic reticulum membrane.